AAAAUAGAAAAGCUGAAUGCCUCCGCGCCGCUGCUGCACCAACGGCAGGAAUUCGGAUGCCCAUUCCGACAUUCUUAGUAGAGAAUCGAUGUUACACAUCAGAAGGCGGGCUUAUUAUGUCCCGAGGCGUAAAAAGGAGAGGCCAACAAAUAUGAAGUCCCUCCCCAAAGAGCUAUUGUUCGAAAUCCUCCUCCGAUUGCCGGCCGAUCAUCUCUACCAGAGAGCGAGGCUCGUGUGCCGGCGGUGGUACCACAUUAUCCAUUCUCAUGCCUUCAUCAACGCGCAGAUGCACGGUGCUACCUAUGGACUCCUCCUAUCACCCCUAAAUGAUAAUCAUACUCUGCCACUUUAUGUAACAGCCGACGCAUACGGUGGAAUCCACACAUCUGAGCUAAAUCACAUCUUCAAAUUGGGAGUUCUUGCUACCUGCAACGGUUUGGUUCUGGAGUUGGACGACGGAGAUUACCAAUCCCGUAGUCUUGUGAUUGUGAAUCCUGCAACGAAGCAGUCAUUCCUCCUCCCACCAUUGCCUACAGGCGUAGCCUAUAGCCUGGACCAGUAUGGUUUUGCAUACUCUGCAGCUUCCUUGGCGUAUAAAGUGAUUGCACCGUACACUGUUCACCACUCGCCACCACACCUAGAAAUUGACUACGGUCUUGACGUGCUCACUGUUGGAGUCGAUGAAUCCUGGAGGCACGUCGAGGUUCACCACCUCCCCGACCAUCUCAGGCCAUUCUUCGAUGAGGCUCCCUUGACUAGUGAAGGUUUCCUGCACUGGGGAAGCGGGAGAUUCUGCGCGACCAUGGAUGUGGAGACGGAGAUCAUUACACUGAGUGAAGCCCCUUAUGAGUACAAUGAAUGCGACUAUUAUUAUCUGUCGACUGGGAGGUGUCUGUCACUCCUGGUAGCGUGUGGGGAUCUGUCGUGGGAGGUUUGGGAGAUGAAGGCAGAGACGGGCGAGUGGAGGAAGGCGCUGCCCAACGUCGACUUGGGAGCUCAGAAAUGCUGGAAUCAACAGUUUGCUCCUCAAGAUGGUCGAGUUCUUGAGCCACUUGGUUGGGUUAAAUAUCCACAUGUUUUGGCCUUGUAUUUUGACGACUUUUAUUGGAAGGAAAGCCGGCCUUGCAUUUUCUACAAUAUUUAUACGCAUCAACUCCACUCCAUAGAGCUACCGAAAAGCUAUACUGAACGUUAUGCAGCUUUUGUGCAUAAGAAUAGCCUUCUAUUUUGACGACUUUUAUUGGGAGAAAAAACGGCAUUGCAUUUUGUACAAUCUUGUUACGCAUCAACUCGACUCCAUAGAGCUACCGCGAAACUAUACUAGAGGUUAUUGGGCUUUUGUGCAUAAGAAUGCAUCUCUGAUGUGGUUAAGUUAGAAGGGUAUUAGAAUCGGUAUUAAUUGUUUAUAUUUGAUCAGUUGAUAUAUUA
Molecule: messenger RNA, 1428 nt
Organism: Salvia miltiorrhiza (redroot sage)
Lineage: Eukaryota; Viridiplantae; Streptophyta; Magnoliopsida; Lamiales; Lamiaceae
Product: putative F-box protein At3g52320
Exons: 2
Coding region: 17-1231 (404 amino acids)
Molecular function (GO): protein binding
Source: RefSeq, a predicted model, not a curated record